AUGCGCCGUGCCAGCUCAGCUGACAGCAGCAGCAGCAGGAGUCAGAUGAUCAUGGCAGACUCUGGAAGUAGCGAAGAGGUAGCUGUGAUUUGCAACACCGACAUCACGUCAACGGAGUCGGAGAACAACAUAAUAAACACGAUGGUGGAGAGAGGCACGGCUCUGCUGAAGAAAAUGGAGAUAAGCGUGGCAGAGGCGGAUAAGAGGACGGGGAAGAACACGGUCAAUAUGCAAGAAACCUACACCGUCUACCUCAUAGAGACACGGCCGGCUGAAACGGUCUCAGAAGGAGGGGUGCCACCUGCACCGGACACUUUGUGGAGACGCUACAGUGAGUUUGAGCUUCUCAGAACGUACCUCCUGGUCACGUACCCCUACGUCAUCAUCCCUCCGCUGCCAGAGAAAAGGGCAGAGUUUGUGUGGCACAAGCUUUCAGCGGAUAACCUCGACCCAGAUUUUGUAGAGCGGCGGAGAGUUGGUCUGGAAAACUUCCUGCUGCGUGUUGCAUCGCAUCCUGUUCUGUCUAAUGACAACAUUUUCUUCCUCUUCCUCACAGAGGAAAAGGGAUGGAGGGAAGCAGUUCUCGAGACAGGUUUCCAAGACAAGGUGGACUCCAGAUUAAAGUCAUUAAGUGCCAUGUUCAGAGUCAAGAAUCCUGACAAGAGAUUCACGGCUCUGAAACACUACAGUGAUGAUUUGAGCACGGUCAUCUCUCAGUUACUCAGGAUCAGAGCGCGAGUGGCGGACAGACUGUAUGGAGUUUAUAAAGUCCAUGCCAACUACGGCAGAGUUUUCAGUGAGUGGAGUGCAAUAGAAAAAGAAAUGGGGGAUGGAUUGCAGAGUGCUGGCCACCACAUGGACACGUAUGCUGCAUCAAUAGACGACAUUCUUGAAGAGGAGGAGCACUAUGCAGACCAACUGAAGGAGUACCUCUUCUACACUGACGCUGUCAGGUCAGUCUGCAAAAAACACGAGUUGGUCCAGUACGAGCUGGAGAUGGCAGCACAGGACCUAACCUACAAGAAGCAACAGAAAGAAGAGCUGGCAACUGGCACGGUGCGAAUCUUUUCUCUGAAAGGAAUGACUAGUAAAUUAUUUGGCCAAGAGACUCAGGAGCAGAGGGAGAGCAAGGUGGCAGCCCUGGAGCAAAGUAUCCAGGAGGGAGAAGAUGCUCUCAAAGAGAAGAACGCCGAGAGCCAAGAGUUUGUGGAAAAAGCGUGGACGGACAUUGAGCGGUUCAAGGAGCAGAAGGACAAGGACUUGCGCGAAGCACUGAUCAGCUAUGCCAUCAUGCAGAUCAGCAUGUGUAAGAAGGGAAUACAAGUGUGGUCCAACGCCAAAGAGUGCUUCAAUAAAAUGUGAGCCACCUUAUGUGCCGAUUUCACCAAAAAGAAAAAGCAUCUUUCAAAUAAUACAGACUGGGAUUUUUUCACUGCCUCUUUUUUUUUUUUGCUUUCAAUGUUACUGAUAAUAAUUCUGUCAACUUAUCCGCAUCCUCCUGUGUGAUGAUUGUUUUGUUUUUUAUUAUUGAAAACAUCCAGUUGAGAUGAAGAUGCGUAUUUAAUCGAAUCACCGUUUUGAAUGCUGGUGUCUAAAGCGUUCCUCUGCUGACGUAACCUUCAGACUGCAGGCGAUCCAGACGUUCCGCUCUCAUUCUUAGUAGCACAUUUACCAGCAUGACCAAGUGGAAAGUUUGGCACAAACUGUGCAAAAUUCCUCUUUUUUUUUUUUUUUUUUUUUUUUUUUUUUUUUCUCAUCUGAAAGGAUGAAAGGAUUUCACAUGAGAAGGUUCUUCAUGUAUGCAACUCAAAUUCGUGUCACCUGUGGAGCUCCUAAUUAUUAGUUGACAAAACUGCCUGUACUUGCACUUGCAUCACUACUAUGUGGCUUUUUUGGUUUAGGUAAAACCUGCAAAAAAAAAUACAUAAAGCUGUUUCUGAACUCCUUUUUUAAAUGUUAAGAACAGUUUUGAAUAAUAUCCAAGAGUUUGGUGACUGGCCAAAGAUCUUUUUUUUUUUUUUUUUUUUUUUCUUUUUAAAGCAAUCUGCCUCAACAAUAGACUCAGAAAACCACUACAUCACCAGAUCUCCUUUAGCGUUGACUUUCACGUCAUGCUGAACGUAGUACUUCUGGUACUGUUAAUUAAGAGCUGACCAGUAUUGCGAUGACCAAGUGCCUUUAAGGUACAGCCGACAGGCGGAGAGUAUAAAACUGAUAUUCACUUCUUACUGUUUUUUUUUUCUAAGAGAAAGAAGCAAAGAAUAUGAUCAGCCAAAGGUACAACCCUUAUCGCCAUUGGCGUGUUUACCUGCCUUGUGUGCUUUAACCUGUGUGAAAAGCAGCACGUGUGUGAAUUCAUAGCGCCGCCUUUUCUUUACUGUCGACCUUUACCGCCUAAACAAAACAAGUGGUGUUCGGCAACAAUGUCCAAGAAAAACCUGUUGGCCUUUUUAUACCAAACGUCUAUGUGCCUCACCACUGUUUCUUUUUUUAGUUUUUUUUUCUUCUGAUGUGACCAAAACACAGCAACUCAUAAAUCAAAUCUUCACUGUUGGAUGUCUUAUUAACCAAGCAACCAUUUCAUUGUAACAGUUGAGAGGGAGAGGGAUUUGGUGCCAAAUGGAUCUGACAUCUGAAUGUUGUGCUGAGAACCGUAGCAAAUCUCGUUUUUUUUUUUUCUUUUUUUUUUUUCCAAGAUGUACUGUUUACUGAAAUGUUCUCACGCUGAGACAUUUUUUUUUUUUUUUUUAUGGUAAAUGACUCAAAUGUAAUUAUUGUACUAAAACUCUAAUUAAAAGCAUCCUUUUGAUUCA
Molecule: messenger RNA, 2813 nt
Organism: Fundulus heteroclitus (mummichog)
Lineage: Eukaryota; Metazoa; Chordata; Actinopteri; Cyprinodontiformes; Fundulidae
Gene: snx4
Product: sorting nexin 4
Exons: 14
Coding region: 1-1362 (453 amino acids)
Biological process (GO): protein transport
Molecular function (GO): phosphatidylinositol binding
Source: RefSeq, a predicted model, not a curated record